This is a messenger RNA of Oncorhynchus masou masou (cherry salmon), 1788 nucleotides long. Its product is annotated as probable nuclear hormone receptor HR38. The record is from RefSeq and is a predicted model, not a curated record. Gene Ontology annotation, cellular component: nucleus; transcription regulator complex. Gene Ontology annotation, biological process: cellular response to corticotropin-releasing hormone stimulus; regulation of transcription by RNA polymerase II. Bases 67 to 1788 code for a protein of 573 amino acids. NCBI's taxonomy places the organism in Eukaryota, Metazoa, Chordata, Actinopteri, Salmoniformes, Salmonidae. The transcript is spliced from 7 exons. Gene Ontology annotation, molecular function: nuclear receptor activity; RNA polymerase II cis-regulatory region sequence-specific DNA binding; zinc ion binding.
CUGGAGAUGACGACCUACCGCUUGGAAUACGGACAUUGCUUAAAAUACUAGUGGGUUAUAACAGAAAUGGCCUGCAUUCACCCCCCGCAUGGAGUUCAGCCUUAUGAUAACAGCCUCUACAACUCAGAGUCACUGAGCCUGGACCUUACCUGCAGGUUAGCCAUGGAUGUGAGUAGCCAGAUGGACCAGCUCUCUGCAGCCUCCCUGCCUAGCAUCAACUCCCUGGUGGGCACCUACACUGGCGAGUUUGAUGCUUCCUCCUGUCAGAUCGCCACAGCUCCUACAACCUCUAGCACAGACUCUGUCCAUGAAUCGCCCUUCAAGAAGGAUGACUUCCAGAUUUACGGCUGCUACCCUGGCAGCUUUGCCCUGAGCUACUUUGACGAAGCCCUGUCUUCUGGUGGCUCUGAAUGUUUCGGCAGCCUGGCGUCAGCCCAGUCUCCCUCUACCCCAGGCUUCCAGCCCCAGCCUGCAUCGGCUUGGGCCUCGGCCUCUGCCCCCUACUCUCCCAGCCUGGACUGCUGGGUGGCUGAUAAGACUGCAUUAUUACAGACAUCCUCUUUCUUCACCUAUGGACCUGGCUCAGUAGAGGAUCUGUCUCCUCUGGACCAGCCCCAGCAUGCUGAUCAAGGCCACUUCUCUCUGAGUCAGGAGCAGCACCCCUCCCUGCUUUCUUUCUCCCCUCUAACCCUGGAGCCAGGCACCCUAGAUGACUCUGGCUUCAUGGAAGGUAGCAUGUCGCUGAAUCCGAACAGCCCUACUGGAAAUGAGGGUCGCUGUGCUGUCUGUGGGGACAAUGCCUCCUGUCAGCACUAUGGGGUUCGUACCUGUGAGGGCUGCAAAGGUUUUUUCAAGCGUACUGUACAGAAAAAAGCCAGAUACGUGUGUCUUGCCAACAAGGACUGUCCGGUGGACAAGCGGCGACGGAAUCGCUGUCAAUUCUGUCGUUUUCAGAAGUGCCUGGCAGAAGGCAUGAUGAAAGAAGUUGUGAGAACAGAUAGCUUAAAAGGUCGAAGAGGUCGUCUGCCCUCCAAGCCAAAAGCAGCCCAGGACCUAUCUUCUGCUGAGUCUCCAGUUAAUAUCAUUGCCUCUCUUGUGAGGGCACACAUUGACUCAAACCCUAGUGUUGGGAAACUGGACUACUCUAAGUACCAGGAGACUGUGGCCAGUCUGUCAGAGGAAGUGGACGUUGGUGACGUCAAACAGUUCUACAACCUCCUCACGGCAUCCAUGGACGUGAUUAGCAAGUGGGCUGAGAGCAUCCCUGGGUUCACUGCCUUCUGCUCUGAGGACCAGGAGCUGCUACUGGAGUCAGCCUUCAUGGAACUGUUCAUCUUGCGACUAGCAUACAGGAUCAACCCUGAGACGCACAAGCUGAUAUUCUGCAAUGGAGUGGUGCUUCACCGGAUGCAGUGUGUACGGGGCUUCGGUGACUGGAUAGAUUCCAUCAUGGACUUCUCCCAGAGCCUCCACCGCAUGAACCUGGACAUGUCGUCCUUCUCCUGCCUCACAACCCUGGUCAUAAUCACUGACCGCCACGGCCUGAAGGAGCCCAAGCGGGUGGAGGAGUUCCAGAACCAGCUCAUCACCUGUCUCAGAGAUCACGUGUCGAGCUGCGCCUCGGACUCCACUCGGCCCAACUACCUGUCCCGCCUCCUGGGAAAACUGCCCGAGCUACGGACCCUCUGCACCCAGGGCCUGAAGCGUAUCUUCUAUCUUAAGCUUGAGGACUUGGUCAUACCACCCCCCAUAGUGGACAAGAUUUUCAUGGAAACUCUGCCUUUCUGA